AUGUCUGUUUCUACUCAAAAUAACGGUCAGCCAGAUAUCUUCACCGUGUCGUUACCAUCUGAAAAGGAAUCGGCAAGCUCCAAUCAAACAACAACAGAAUCCAACCGCAGACACAGUAUCAAUGUAGAUCCUAUAUACUCUAGUGAUUUGUUAACCGAUAAUUUAUUAAAAUUUAAAUGCAUCGAAGAAUCACGAUAUGAAGUAGUAGCGCAAAAUGUACCAAUUAUAACUGAUGACAAAAUGCAAUAUUUAACAUUCAGGACAAUUGUUUUAGGCUUAUUACUUACAGUAAUCAUGGCAAUAAUGAAUACAAUCUUUUCAUUUAGAAGAUUUCCACUCAGUCUUGAUGUUAUCAUUUUUCAACUAAUAUCAAUGCCAAUUGGUAGAUUUAUGGCAAGUAUUUUACCAAAAAGUCCAAUCAAAAUUUUUAAAUGGAAUAUUUUGUUAAAUCCAGGACCAUUUACCAUUAAAGAACAUGCACUAGUCACUGCUAUGGUUGCUGUUAACGCUGGUACAAAUUAUGCAAUUUAUCAAGUUACGGCGUUAAAUAGAUACUAUAGUAGGCCAUUACCAAUUGUAACGGGCCUUUUCUUAGUUCUUACAACGUCGAUGACUGGUUAUGGAAUGGCAGGCAAGUAUUCGCUUUGA
Molecule: messenger RNA, 648 nt
Organism: Didymodactylos carnosus
Lineage: Eukaryota; Metazoa; Rotifera; Eurotatoria; Philodinida; Philodinidae
Source: the annotation of a GenBank genome assembly